GACUCGGCGGCGGACUCCAGCGCGAACUUUGCCGGGCCCGGGAGGGGCGCGUUAGCUCGGGAAAGGCGGCGGCGGCAGCACUGGCAUCAUGCGCCCGUCCAGCGUCCUGCACCGCCUGGCCUCGCUGCUGCUGUGGCUGAACGUGCUGGGCCCGGGCCGGGGCCGGGGCCAGUUCCACGGCGAGAAGGGCAUCUCCAUCCCGGACCACGGCUUCUGCCAGCCCAUCUCCAUCCCGCUCUGCACCGACAUCGCCUACAACCAGACCAUCAUGCCCAACCUGCUGGGCCACACCAACCAGGAGGACGCGGGGCUGGAGGUGCACCAGUUCUACCCGCUGGUGAAGGUGCAGUGCUCGCCCGAGCUCAAGUUCUUCCUGUGCUCCAUGUACGCGCCGGUGUGCACGGUGCUGGAGCAGGCCAUCCCGCCCUGCCGCUCCAUCUGCGAGCGGGCGCGCCAGGGCUGCGAGGCGCUCAUGAACAAAUUCGGCUUCCAGUGGCCCGAGCGCCUGCGCUGCGAGAACUUCCCCCGCCACGGCGCUGAGCAGAUCUGCGUGGGGCAGAACCACUCGGAGGACGGCGGCUCCCCGGCGCUGCUCACCAGCCCCGCGCCGCUGCCCGGCCAGGGCACCCCGGGCGCGCCGCGCUACGCCACGCCGGAGCACCCGUUCCACUGCCCGCGGGCGCUGCAGGUGCCCAGCUACCUCAACUACAAGUUCCUGGGCGAGAAGGACUGCGCGGCGCCCUGCGAGCCGGCCCGCGGCGACGGCCACAUGUUCUUCAGCCAGGAGGAGGUGCGCUUCGCCCGGCUCUGGAUCCUGGUGUGGUCCGUGCUCUGCUGCGCCUCCACUUUCUUCACCGUCACCACCUACCUGGUGGACAUGCAGCGGUUCCGCUACCCGGAGCGGCCCAUCAUCUUCCUGUCGGGCUGCUACACCAUGGUGUCGGUGGCCUACAUCGCGGGCUUCGUGCUGCAGGAGCGCGUGGUGUGCAACGAGCGCUUCCAGGAGGACGGGUACCGCACGGUGGUGCAGGGCACCAAGAAGGAGGGCUGCACCAUCCUCUUCAUGAUGCUCUACUUCUUCAGCAUGGCCAGCUCCAUCUGGUGGGUCAUCCUCUCCCUCACCUGGUUCCUGGCCGCCGGCAUGAAGUGGGGCCACGAGGCCAUCGAGGCCAACUCGCAGUACUUCCACCUGGCCGCCUGGGCCGUGCCGGCCGUCAAGACCAUCACCAUCCUGGCCAUGGGGCAGGUGGACGGGGACCUGCUGAGCGGCGUCUGCUUCGUGGGGCUGCACAGCCUGGACCCGCUGCGCGGCUUCGUGCUGGCCCCGCUCUUCGUCUACCUGUUCAUCGGCACCUCCUUCCUGCUGGCCGGGUUCGUCUCGCUUUUCCGCAUCCGCACCAUCAUGAAGCACGGCGGCACCAAGACCGAGAAGCUGGAGCGGCUCAUGGUGCGCAUCGGCGUCUUCAGCGUCCUCUACACCGUGCCCGCCACCAUCGUCAUCGCCUGCUACUUCUACGAGCAAGCCUUCCGCGCGCACUGGGAGCGCAGCUGGGUGAGCGCGCACUGCAAGAGCCUGGCCAUCCCCUGCCCGCUGCACUACGCGCCGCGCAUGAGCCCCGACUUCACCGUCUACAUGAUCAAGUACCUCAUGACCCUCAUCGUGGGCAUCACCUCGGGCUUCUGGAUCUGGUCCGGCAAGACGCUGCACUCCUGGCGCAAGUUCUACGCGCGCCUGGCGCACAGCCGGCACGGCGAGACCACGGUGUGAGGCUGGCGGCGGGGGCCGGGGGGCGAGGGAAGGAUUUAACACGCGCUGCUGCUUUUCAGUCGCAUCUAAACCGCCUUGGAGUUUUCGGGUCAGGAACGGCCGAGGGUGGCUUGUAAUUAGACCUGUACAUAGCGUCUGUAAAUGGAAUUAUAUAUUUCUAUUUAAAACCAGCACGGAACCCGCGGAGAUCCAGAAACUCUCUCGAGGCGGCUCGGCUCGGCUCGGCUCGGCUCCGCACGGCUCGGCCUGGCCGCCUCUCUUCGGUACGAACGUGUCGGGUUUUUCCCCUUCUCGGCCUUGGCAAUAGCUCCCCUCUACAUGGAGCCGGAGUGUCUGUCUGUGUUGGCUGCGGGGCAACGUUUUCAGUUGAACUUCCAUAAGCGCCAGCCAGACCUGUGAUUGCUUCCCUCGAUCGCACUGCGGGGGCUGUCCUGUAUUAAAGGCAGACUUUGGUUUGAUUUUUUUUUAAGUACCCUUCUCCCUCCGUUGGAAGUUUACCAAGAAGCUUUUUUGCUUUUUAAAUCUGAAGAGGGGCUGCCUCCCCCUGUUAUCCUGACCUGAGUGGGGUGGCCUGGCUCUGAGGAUCUGGCAGUGGUUUUGCUAAGGCUCUUCUGCCCAACUAGAGACUCCAGCGGAAGGCGCAUGGGAUUGAUUCGUGACAAAAGCACACCCCAGUUCAGCGCUUUUCUCAAACCCCCUUUUUUAACCUUUGCCUUAAAGCUACUUUGCUGGCAUUGUACAUUUCACUCUCCCCAAAUGCUGUGUACAGAAGUUUCUUUCUAAACUGUGUCCUUAGUAAGCAAUCUGUUCUUUGCAAGUACAACUGAGUUUAAAAACACACACAACCCCCAAACCCUACUUCUGAGGGGUUUUUCCUAACUCAAGAGCUGUAAUCCAAAUUAUAAAACCUUAGCAACUGCCAUUUGAAACUUUGGUGGUGUGGUGCGCUUUCAUUCAGGUAGGCAUCAUUGAAAGCAGUAAGUGGGUUGGGAAGGAUCUUUUUACUUAUUUGGGGGGGUGGGGGAUGGGGAAGUGGCUCUCAUUUUAAAGUUACUGCUUGCGGGGGAAAAAAAAAACAAAAAAACCCACCCCAGAGGGUUACUGUGCCUUGUCAGUGUUUGCUGAUGUGUUCUGGAAUCCUAUAGCUGAAAACUCCUAGAAAGUUUAACAGAUUUUUCUGUGAAAUAAAGGUAAAGACUCUCUUUUGUAACUCCA
Gopherus flavomarginatus (Mexican gopher tortoise) is the source of this 2983-nucleotide messenger RNA. RefSeq names its product frizzled class receptor 2 (gene FZD2). Gene Ontology annotation, biological process: canonical Wnt signaling pathway; non-canonical Wnt signaling pathway. The record is from RefSeq and is a predicted model, not a curated record. The transcript has a single exon. Gene Ontology annotation, molecular function: Wnt-protein binding; Wnt receptor activity. Bases 89 to 1768 code for a protein of 559 amino acids. Gene Ontology annotation, cellular component: plasma membrane. Lineage: Eukaryota; Metazoa; Chordata; Testudines; Testudinidae.